Messenger RNA from Ceraceosorus bombacis, 1321 nucleotides. NCBI's taxonomy places the organism in Eukaryota, Fungi, Basidiomycota, Exobasidiomycetes, Ceraceosorales, Ceraceosoraceae. The record is from the annotation of a GenBank genome assembly.
AUGUCCAGUAUUGCAGCCAGCGCAAGCGCAGGUCUGAACCCUCUAAGCAUCGACGUGCAGAAUAAGUGGAGCGACGAGCUCAACUUGGCCAAGAACGACAAUGACUCCGGGCGCUUCGCUCGUCUAGAGCAGCUCGAGGCUGCGCACAGAGAGGCUGAAUAUGGUAGAGGGGUGGCACAAGAGCGCGUUAAAGCCAGCGAAAGAGCACGCCAGCGCUUCUGCUUCAUCCAAGUGAGUGCUUCUGUUGAGGGCCGUACUCGCAUUCCCUCCGCUCAUGCAUACUUUCAUGCCGACGAAUCCGCGCAGAUCCAACGUGAUCUCUCCAUUGCUGCAGCUGCCGGGGUGACACUUUCCAACGAGAACGAUGGAUACUGGUUCGAAUCGCAGCACAACAGCGAGCACAGCGAAGUCAACAGCCGGAUGUUUGCCGUGAGUAGGAGCCCACACGCCUCAGUGGACGAACCUUCGGAGUCACAUCCGCCGGAGCUCCACCUACCUCUCAGGUGCUCCUCCAACGAAUCAAAGAUCUUGCUCCAGAGCAGCUGAAAGAAGCUUGUGCUGAUGUUGAAAGGAAAUUCGGCAUCGAGGGUGCGCAAAGAGACUCUGAAGUCCAAGCAGAGACCAACCACAAGAGCAAGACCAGACGAGGCAAGAAGCGUCCUCGCCUUGCAAAAAGCCCAAGUCUAAAGCCGACUCAAGAAUUCCCAGCUUCGGAGGCUGGCGGCCACACCCACGCACAACAGUAUCAAUCACGCAUAGAGCAGACACCAGGAGACUCAAUGGCACGUCCUCUGAAUCUGCAUUCCGUUCACUCUCAGGCAGCACGUAGAACAAGCUCUUGGCGCGCAUCGAAGCUUCGCAGCGGCACUAGCUGGUCUGAAGUUGGUUCUUCUCAAGCGCCUAUCCGCGAUCUUGACUCUUCCUCUGGCUCUUCAGACGUGGCUACUUCGACUCCCAUAUCAAGACGCGUAGCACUCCAAGCGCAGUCAGCGACGUCAGCCCCUCCACGAUCCUACGCCAGCAUGGCUGCCUCGCCACCCGCACUCGAGAAUUCAAUCUUCAAGCAGCAUUUGCAAUCUCCACGAGGCAGCGAUGACCCUUCUUCUCCUCAGUACGGGUCUUCAGUAAGUCAAUCGGUCUCUCAGCUGGCUACAUGCAGUUUUCCUACCGAGCUCAACGUGGACAAGGAUAAGGAUCUUGUGGGCCUGGGUGUACAGAUGGGUAGUGAGUCGUUGAUCAGCCAUCUAGACGACAGUCAGCGAGCCAACUGACCUGUUUUCGUAUUUCUGCUUCCUCGACAAUACUAGAUAUGAGAGCCUGA